CGAAGAGAUAGUGGUCAAUCAACUCAUGCAUCGAGAGGUUGAAUACAUUGUUGAUAUCAGACCCAUCGAACAUAGUUUAUCAGCUUCGAGCUCCAACAGUAUGGAUGAACUUAGCGCUGGAACACAAAUCGGCCAGAUUUGGGCUGGUCCUAGCCAUUGGAAAUUGAAACCUAUCAGAAGAACCAGCCUGAUUUAUAGUGGCGUGGAUAAAAAUGAAGAAAAACUCAACGAAAAGAAGAAGCCAGGCCGCAAAAGAAAAAGAAUCGACCAUCUUCCAAUAGACUUUGACAGGUUAAAACCGCCAAAAGACUUGACCCAUGUCACUAACAAGCCAUUCAAAAAGAGAAAUCUUGAAGUAGAUGAAGACAAGGUCACAAUGCCAAUGGAAGAGUCAUCAUGUGAAAAUUUGAGGGACAAUAUUGAAUACCUUAUUAAUAUUCCUACCAUGAAGCCAAUUACGAAAACCAACAAAGAGAUUGAUAAUGAUAAUGAGGUUGUCUAUAUUAUUGCUACAAUUUACGAUGCGCUUUCGCCACGGCAUCCAGAUUACAUGCCAAAAUUCUAGAAAAGGCAAAUACGAUUAUUGCGUUUAUUAGGGAUACAUAAAGGCCGGUAUUAGAAGUUUUUAAGUUUAAGAUUGACUGUGACAUGAUUUAGAUAGUGAUUAUUGUUGAGAGUUGUAAAGAGUUUAGUUAAUUAGUGGAGUAAUUAGUGUCAGAGUGCAUAGUAACGUGGAAUAAAUUAUUAUUGUGUUAAUUGGACUUUGAUUUUUGAAUAAACGGACCCAAGAUUUUUCUCACGCAUGCCAGAGCCGUGACAUUGGUAUCAGAAGUGAGACAUAAUUCGAGGACUACAAAGUGAAAUCCGAUUGCAGAAUACUGGGCGGGCACUGUUGACACUAUAGUGAACACUGCGACAGUGAGUCAGUGUAAGCAGUGACAAUCACCAAAAGAGACUUAACCGAUUGUGUAAAUUACCCCGGAAGUGACUGUAUACCCGAUUGUGACUGUGAUAGUGAAUUUUCAAGUAAGCUCUAGAAAAGUUAUUUAAAAACCAAGGGAGAUAUCGAAUUUCUGACUUCGCCAACGUAUUCAAUACAUCAAUAGCCAUUCAGAAAAAGAAUUUCUAGGAAUUUCGGGAAAAUUCUAGAAUAUUCUAUUUAGAAACCAAGGGAAAUAUUGACUUUGUGACUUCACCAACUUGUUUGCUAUAUCAAUCGACAUUCGGAAAAGACAUUUCAAGAAAAUUCUAGAAUAUUCUUUUCGAGUUUAAAGUAAGUUAUUCAAUUUGUGACUCCUCCAACGUGUUUGGAACUUCAAUCAAAGACCAGGGAAGAUAUUUGAAGAGAGUUUGAGGGAAAUUCCAGAACAUCCUGUAUAUGCCUAUUACGAGAUAACAAGCAAAAAUGGAAAAAAAAAAAUUGAAGAACUUCUGCGCAAAAUAUUGGAACUUCAAGAGGCUAGACGACAAAAAGAAAAACAAGAUGAAGAAGCUAAACGACAACAAGAAAAACAAGACGAACAGGCCAGGCGAUAAAAAGAAAAACAAAAAGAAGAAGAAGCUAAACAACAAGAAAAACAAGACAAAGAGGCCAGGCGACAAAAAGAAAAACAAGAAGAAGAAGCUAAACAACAGGAAGUGGAAAACCAAAUUGAUAAAAUGCUUCAAGAGGGAUUAAUUGAAGAGUCAAAUAGUUCAAGGUCUACGCCAGUAGUAUUCGUUACGAAGAAAUAUGAAAGUCUUAGGUUUUGUGUGGACUACUGUAAGCUUAAUGACGUCACUAAGAAGAACAGCUACCCUCUCCCAAGGAUAGACGAUACAUCAACAACUCUAUCGGGCUCCAAAUGGUUUUCCACCUUGCAUCUCACAAGUGGAUACUGGCAAGUGGCAAUACACAAAGAUGACAAAGAGAAAACUGCCUUCAGUAACGGAAGCGGGUUAUACCAAUUUAACGUAACGCCCUUCGGAUUGUGUAAUACUCCAGCUACGUUUGAGCGACAUGCAUCUUGUUUUGCAAGGCCUUACAUGGAGAACUUGCCUGGUAUAUUUAAAUGCUGUCAUGCUCAUGGAAAAUUCGUUUCAAGUACCUACAUUUCAAUAACCUGAAAGAAGUUU
Messenger RNA from Ceutorhynchus assimilis (cabbage seed weevil), 2115 nucleotides. NCBI's taxonomy places the organism in Eukaryota, Metazoa, Arthropoda, Insecta, Coleoptera, Curculionidae. The record is from the annotation of a GenBank genome assembly.